This is a messenger RNA of Cebus imitator (Panamanian white-faced capuchin), 2169 nucleotides long. It is a transcript of the gene NAGPA, whose product is annotated as N-acetylglucosamine-1-phosphodiester alpha-N-acetylglucosaminidase. The record is from RefSeq and is a predicted model, not a curated record. Bases 38 to 1585 code for a protein of 515 amino acids. The transcript has 10 exons. Lineage: Eukaryota; Metazoa; Chordata; Mammalia; Primates; Cebidae.
UGAGGCGAGCCCACGUGACCCGAGCCCCGGGUCCAACAUGGCGGCCUCCACGGGUCGCUGGCUUGUCCUCAGGUUUGCGCUACUCGGCUUCUUCGGGGAGGCGUCCGGCGGCCUCGGCUCAGGGACCUCCCGCGACGACGACUUGCUGCUGCCCUAUCCACGCGAGCGCGCGCGCCUGCCCCGCGACUGCACACGGGUGCGCGCCGGCAGCCGCGAGCACGAGAGUUGGCCUCCGCCCCCCGCGACCCCUGGCGCCGGCGGCCUGGCCCUGCGCACUUUCGUGUCGCACUUCGGGGACCGCGCGGUGGCCGGCCACCUGACCUGGGCCGUUGCGCCCCUGCGCACCUUCUCGGUGCUGGAGCCCGGCGGGCCCGGCGGCUGCGCGGCGAGACGACGCGCCACCGUGGAGGAGACGGCGCGGGCGGCCGGCUGCCGCGUCGCCCAGAACGGCGGCUUCUUCCGCAUGCACACGGGCGAGUGCCUGGGAAACGUAGUGAGCAACGAGCGGCGGGUGAGCAGCUCCGGGGGGCUGCAGAACGCGCAGUUCGGGAUCCGCCGCGACGGGACCCUGGUCACCGGGUACUUGUCUGAGGAGGAGGUGCUGGACACUGAGAACCCAUUUGUGCAGCUGCUGAGUGGUGUCGUGUGGCUGAUUCGUAAUGGAAGCAUCUACAUCAACGAGAGCCAAGCCACUGAAUGCGAUGAGACACAGGAGACAGGUUCCUUUAGCAAAUUUGUGAAUGUGAUAUCAGCCAGGACGGCCAUCGGCCACGGCUGGAAGGGCCAGCUGGUGCUGUUUCAUGCGGACGGCCAAACGGAGCAGCGUGGCAUCAAUCUUUGGGAGAUGGCAGAGUUCCUGCUGAAACAGAAUGUGGUCAACGCUAUCAACCUGGAUGGGGGUGGCUCUGCCACCUUUGUGCUCAAUGGAACCUUGGCCAGUUACCCAUCAGAUCACUGCCAAGACAACAUGUGGCGCUGUCCCCGCCAAGUGUCCACCGUGGUAUGUGUGCACGAGCCCCGCUGCCAGCCGCCUGACUGCCACGGCCACGGAACCUGCGUGGAUGGCCACUGCCAGUGCACUGGGCACUUCUGGCGAGGCCCUGGCUGCAGUGAGCUGGACUGCGGCCCCUCUAACUGCAGCCAGCACGGGCUAUGCACAGAGACCGGCUGCCGCUGUGAUGCCGGAUGGACUGGGUCCAACUGCAGUGAAGAGUGUCCCCUUGGCUGGCACGGGCCGGGCUGCCAGAGGCCUUGUGAGUGUGAGCACCAGUGUCCCUGUGACCCCCAGACUGGCAACUGCAGUGUCUCUGGAGUAAAGCAGUGUCUGCAGCCACCUGAAGCCACCCUGAGGGCAGGAGAACUCUCCUUUUUCACCAGGACCACCUGGCUGGCCCUCACCCUGGUGCUGGCCUUCCUCCUGCUGAUCAGCACCACAGCAAACCUGUCCUUGCUCCUGUCCAGAGCACAGAGGAACCGGCGACUGUGUGGGGACUACGCCUACCACCCACUGCAGGAGAUGAAUGGGGAGCCCCUGGCCACAGAGAAGGAGCAGCUGGGGGGCGCCCACAACCCCUUCAAGGACUGAAGCCUCAAUCUGCCCGGGGUGGCAUGUCCCAAAGGCUUGUUUCCCCACAGUCCAGCUUCUGCAGGGGAAAUGUCACGGCCCCUGGCAUGGACCAUCUGGGUGUCCUCAGCCCCUGCGCUGCAGCCAAGUUCCUGAUAGCACUUGUGCCUCAGCCCCUCACCUGGCCGCCCGCCGGGGCACCUGUGACCCUAGCAAUCCCAUGCUCUCCGAGAGACUGAGCCUCCUGCUUCCUGCCUGCCUGUGUCUGCUGCCGAGAAGCCUGUGCCCCGGGAGGGCCGCUGCACUGCCAAAGAGUCUCCCUCCUCCUGGGGAAAGGGGCUGCCCGCAAACCGAACUCAGUGACCAAAUCAUGACAAAACAGCACAUCGUGGCCAGCACCCCGGCUGCAGUGGAAGGGACAAGUCUGCCCUCCUGUGACACAGGACCCCUUUCUACAGACCUCGUCACUGGAUUUGCCAGCUCAAAUUGGGUUUCCUGUCAUGGGAAGCUUCGGGUGAAAUCAUGUUUACAGACCUAUUUUGUCAUCCUGCUGCCAAGAAGAUUUUUUUAAUCACUUGAAUAAAUUGAUAAAAUAAAAGGAGCCA